This is a messenger RNA of Panthera uncia (snow leopard), 4655 nucleotides long. RefSeq names its product phosphatidylinositol-5-phosphate 4-kinase type 2 alpha (gene PIP4K2A). Bases 2822 to 4012 code for a protein of 396 amino acids. Gene Ontology annotation, biological process: phosphatidylinositol metabolic process. NCBI's taxonomy places the organism in Eukaryota, Metazoa, Chordata, Mammalia, Carnivora, Felidae. Gene Ontology annotation, molecular function: phosphatidylinositol kinase activity. The record is from RefSeq and is a predicted model, not a curated record. The transcript is spliced from 10 exons.
GGCAGGGGAGGGGCAGAGAGAGAGAGGGAGACACAGAAUCCGAGGCAGGCUCCAGGCUCCGAGCUGUCAGCACAGAGCCCUACGUGGGGCUCGAACUCAUGCACUGUGAGAUCGUGACCUGAGCCGAAGUCGGACACUUAACCGACUGAGCCACCCAGGCCCCCCACCGACAUUCUUUAUGUUCCAUUCCCAUGCUUUCAGACUUCUUGCUUCCUCGUGUUUGCAGCGUCACUUUCCAGCCACGUUAUCAACUCCUGGAGGACAAGGAACAUGUUUCCUUAGAACACUGUGGCCAGACAUGUUGCCCCGCACGAGAUGCACAGGCACUUGCAUAGAAGAGAAAUGUCAGCUGGGUGUGUAUUUUGGCUGAGGGUUCUCUCACACAGUCAACAGGGACUCCCAUCACUCUGCCCCUUUUGUGUGCAAAAUGAUUCAUUUGAUAGCCAGUUAAGAAUUUUAAAAUGCAAACUUAAUAAAGAAACCUCUCUCUCUCUCUCUCUCUUUUUUUUUUUUUUUUAAACAAAACAAUUAUAGUCCAAGGAGAAAGAAACUUAGAGCCUUUAUAGACUCAUCUGAUAGCGGAAUACGGGAAGAUAUUAAAUGAUUCACCAGUUGCUUGGUGACUGGUGAAUAAAUGCAUGAUGGAACGUUUAAAAUUUGGCAACGCCUUCCAGAGACUUCAUUAAACGAAUGCGUGCCCGAUAGUACAUCCGCAAGAAUUUCUGGAGAAAUUCUUACUCUGAAAAAUUGAAUGACCUAUAGCUAAACUCCAAUCAGAACUAUGAAUGAAAAUACAUUCCAGGGACCAGAACAGUGACUUCUUUUUAUAGGGGCCCCCCGAUUUGUAACAAUGAGGUUUUUGAGGGAAGUUAGGUGACUAAUUCUUCGCAGCCAGAUAUGAGUUUCAAGAAGGUGCUUACUGCUCCCUACCAAAUGUCUUUGCUCCUUCAAUGUCUUCAGUGUCUCCUGAUCACAGACAUCUCUGUGCUUUUUUAUUUCAGGAGGGUGCGUAGUCUCCAGCCUUUUAUUGGCCAGAUUGAUUUCUCAAAGACAUUGUGGCCUGGCACAGGCCUAACUGCUUGUUAGGCCUGGGGUAUGUUUUAAAUAGUUACAUUCAAUUAUAUUUGUUGCCUUGAAGCAUGAGAGGAAAACGUGCUUGUUUGAGACCACAAGAGCAAGGGGAUUUUUUUUUUUUUUUUUUAUGUUCAAUUGUGGUUAAUCAGUUUUCUGUUCUUCCUGGAGAUAAACUACAUUAAAAAAAAAAAACGGCAAGUGUUUCAGGGUUCUCUCCUAUAAAAGUCGGAGAGGUUAGAAAAGACAGGAGAGAGUCCAAUAUUAAUGAUGUUUUUCGGUCUGAGGGAAAAUACUUAGAAGAGGCAGAAAGCUCAUUGUCUGGAAAAAGUGGUUAAAGACUUUCAAAGACAUUCAUAAAAAUUUGAAUAAGUGGAAUAAUGAAAAGAAGGUGUUCCAUGGAAGAAAUUUCCUUGACAUUACUUUUCAUCUGCUUUGAUACAGUAAUAACCUGAAGGCCAGGGAAUGUUAGCUAACCAGGGUAUUAACAGAAUGUGUUACGCAGAUUUAUCCCUCAUUUUAAGUGAGUGUUGGUUUUUUUUUUUUUUGUCUGAAUAUUUUCUCUAUAUAUGAACUCAUUAUUUAGUACCCUUUUUUUUUUUUAAACUUAGCAUAUUUAAAGAUACAGCUUUGCAGAAAAAGAGAGAAAACUAUACAUAUAAACACACUGAAUUAUCUGUUAAUGUCCUCCAGAGGCCCAGAGUCUGGGAGAAAGAUCAGUCAGGGCUGGAAUAACCCAGGAGAGCUCCCAGGAGGGAAGAGAUCCAAUCUGAACAUCUUUGCAGGGUUGGUAAACCUCCGACAGGAGGGAUUUUAGAUAAGGGUGGUUCACGGUGAGUAAAGAUAAGGCUAAGGCGGAGAUGUUCUCCUCGAUAUUUUAUUUUUAUCUCCUAAAUGCUUUUUCUUGGAACCUAAUUUGUACUUCUUUCCGCAUGUUGUUUUUGUCUUGCUGUUCUCAGCCCUCUGUUUCCAGUGACUCGCUGGAGAUUUCACUGCAGAACAUCCCAAAAGGUCACUUUGCACAUACGUGUCAGUAGCGUAUUUUCAUUGGGGUCACUUACUCUGGCCUAAUCUGCCAGCUGCCUCGGUGGACCCGACGUGAAGAAAGUCUCCACAGUCCUGUCUUCUGCGACCUCCCGGGGGCAGUUCCCCUGUUACUAGGGGCAAAGACGAGACAGGCAGCUGUGGGAGGAAGUGCCCCACAUCCUACCAGCCACUUGUUUGCUCCCACGUGGUUGAAGGUACCUUGGAACGGUUGUCGCUUUUUGGCGCGUUGUUAUCUUUCCCGUUGUACGGACAAGUUGGGUCUUGGGUGGGGUUUGAGAUGGGGGUGCCGCCACCCCCAAAUCCCAGGAGUGCGUGUUCACUUCGAACGCCUGCUCAUAUUUUCUUAUCGGUGUCCCUGUUUCUCCCUCCAUGCCAGCACCCCUUCACAAAACAAUGACGCAUCUCCUUUAAGUGAAGCAGGAACGCGCGCGUGCACACACACACACACACACACACACACACACACACGGUAUUUAGAUCCCGCAUUAUCUGGAAGGACUUAGAAUGUGAUUUUUCUUCCCUGUGGCAUGCUACUGAGUGGCACGAGGCACACGCACACACACACGCGCGCGUGCGCGCACACACACGGUAUUUAGAUCCCGAAUUAUCUGGAAGGACUUAGAAUGUGGCAUGCUACCGAGUGGCACGGGGCCAACACACACCCUCUUAACAGGCCUCUCAGAGCUGGGGAAACAGAAGAGUAAUGAUAAUAGGAGUUACCGAGGUCUCAUUUUUCCUGUUGGGCUUUGGCCGGAGAGCUUGUGAAAGCGUCUUCCAGAAAGCGGGUCUCAGCCCGUGUUUGAAAAAACUUUGUAGCAUCAAUGAACUGAGCCAUGUUCAAAUCCCUGUUAUGCUGAUGCCAGAUGACUUCAAAGCCUAUUCAAAGAUAAAGGUGGACAAUCACCUUUUUAACAAAGAAAACAUGCCGAGCCACUUCAAGUUUAAGGAAUACUGCCCGAUGGUUUUCCGGAACCUGCGGGAGAGGUUUGGCAUCGACGAUCAGGAUUUCCAGAAUUCCUUGACGAGGAGCGCACCCCUUCCCAACGACUCCCAGGCACGCAGCGGGGCUCGAUUCCACACUUCCUAUGACAAGAGAUACAUCAUCAAGACCAUCACAAGUGAAGAUGUGGCCGAAAUGCACAACAUCCUGAAGAAAUACCACCAGUAUAUAGUAGAAUGUCAUGGGAUCACCCUUCUUCCUCAGUUCUUGGGCAUGUACCGGCUUAAUGUGGAUGGAGUGGAAAUAUACGUGAUUGUUACAAGAAAUGUGUUCAGCCACCGUUUAUCUGUAUAUAGGAAAUACGACUUAAAGGGCUCCACGGUGGCUAGAGAAGCUAGCGACAAGGAAAAGGCCAAAGAGCUACCGACCUUAAAGGAUAAUGACUUCAUUAACGAGGGCCAGAAGAUUUAUAUUGACGACAACAACAAAAAGGCCUUCCUGGAAAAACUGAAAAAGGAUGUCGAGUUUCUCGCCCAGUUGAAGCUCAUGGACUACAGCCUGCUGGUGGGAAUCCAUGAUGUGGAGCGAGCCGAGCAGGAGGAGGUGGAGUGUGAGGAGAACGACGGGGAAGAGGAGGGGGAGAGCGACGGCACCCACCCCGUGGGAACCCCUCCGGACAGUCCUGGAAACACGCUCAACAGCUCACCGCCUUUGGCCCCGGGGGAGUUUGAUCCCAACAUUGACGUUUAUGGGAUUAAAUGCCAUGAAAACUCGCCCAGGAAAGAGGUGUACUUUAUGGCAAUUAUUGACAUCUUGACUCAUUAUGAUGCAAAAAAGAAAGCUGCCCACGCUGCAAAAACUGUUAAACAUGGCGCUGGUGCAGAGAUCUCGACCGUGAACCCAGAACAGUAUUCAAAGCGCUUUUUGGACUUUAUUGGCCACAUCUUGACGUAACCUCCCACAUGACCUCGGACGGACAUGAGCAUGGGAAGGACAGAGGUGGCUUCGGCGUAGGAAAAAUGAAAACCAAACUCGGUGAAGCACACCUCCUCGUUUACAUCUUCAGGCCAAGAUGACUGAUUUGGAGGCUACUCGCUUUAACAGCUACCUGAUAUUUCCCAGCAUCGUUCUAGCUAUUUCUGACACGUGUGUGUGUGUGUGUGCGUGUGUGCGCGUGCGUGUCUUAAAAAUUAAUUAAUUAAUAAAAACUGAUCAGCUUCAGUCAGGGUGUGUUUGGGCAACAACCCUCUGAUUCCAGCUGCGGACGAAUGAAUGAAUGAAUGAGCACAUGCGGGGGGAGGGGAUGAAGGAAAUGCAUGUCAGACCAACCAUGUUGGCAUCACACGAUAAACUGUGGAUCAGUUUAUUUUUUGGAGUUGAAAGAUGUGACAGUAUUCAUAAUAAUAAUAAUGAAGAAAAUAAUAAUGAUGAUAAUAAUGAUGGUGAUUAAAAGAAAAAAACUUACUGCGAAUGUUACAUUUCUACCACGCACGCUGACGCUCCUUAACAGCUGUGCCCCGGGCCCCUGGCACCAGGCGGGGGCGUGCCCUGCUUCAGGGUUCCGCCUCCACACGGUGUCCGGGGGCGGGGGGCCCCC